UGAGUGGAAGGAAAAAGCAGAAGUAACUGCUGCUCUGACAGGGUGGCAGGUCGCCUCUCAGGACAGGGAGGGUCAACAUGAGGGGCCGCUAACUGGAGCCGCCCAGGGCCACCUGCCGCCUCAGUCCGCCUCUGAUCAACUUUGUUUUUAAUUGAUCUCCGGUUUCAUGUCGCCAGAAAGAUCGAUGAGAAGCCAGGGAUUCUGAUUGGACCUCCUGCAGCGAGCAGCCAAUGAACGGGUUAAUGCUCUCUGACGCAGGGUGGGUCAACAGGAGGCUGCGGGCCGCAGGUGGGCGUCCUGAGCAGCAGAGGAUCCCUGACGGCAGGAGCAGCAGCAGCUCUUCCUCCUCUUCUUCCUCCUGCAGACCCAGCCUCCACUCCACGGAUCCGCGCCGAGCCUCCGGGCAUGCCGCCCCGCCGCGCCGCUGAUCGGGACGCCGGGCAGCCGCCGCCGCCGCGCGGAUCACCGAGCUGAGGAAGCCCGGGGAGAUGAGCGUGACCGGGAGCCGGAGAUCCGCCAGCCUCCCGGUGCCAACUCCGAGCCGAUCUGGGGUGGCGUUGCUGUGCAGCGGCGAGAGCGGCGACAGCUUCGACGUCUGCCUGCGGCUGAGCAGAGACGCUCUGACCAUCCAGAAGCUGGACGUGGUCUGCACCGACGGCUCUGAGCCCAAAGCCAACGUAAGUUCACCCGCCGUCACCGCCGUGCGCUCACUUCCUGCUGCUCGACGCUCACUUCCUGCUGAAAAAAAUCCGUCUGCCAAUAAAAACUCCCCAUUUCUAAAGCACAGAACUGUAGUCCUGAGACGGCAGGUGGCUGGCGGUCUGGGCCUCAGCAUCAAGGGUGGAGCAGAGCACAACGUGCCCGUCGUCAUUUCAAAGAUCUUCAAGAACCAAGUCGCUGAUCAGACGGGGAAACUGUUCGUCGGGGACGCCGUGCUGCAGGUUAACGGGAUUAACGUGGAGCGCUGCACGCACCAGGAAGUGGUUCACCUGCUGAGAACUGCGGGCGAUGAGGUCACCAUCACCGUGCGCUACCUGAGUGAAGUCCCGUCCUUUCUGAAGCUGCCGCUCGGUUCUCCUGGGCUGGACCAGAACCAGACCUCCUCUCCGCUCUUCAACAGCGGCUUCCAUCUGAACGGGAACAACACGGCUCCGCCCCCUUCGCCCUCAGCGAAUGAGCCAAAGUACGAGAAGCGCUGGCUGGACGCCGUCUGCCUGCCUCUGCGGAUGGCCAGAGUCUCCAGACGGCGAGCCGGCAGCGAUAAGCUAAGGUCCAACUGCUUCGAGCUGUUCUCCCCGGAUGUGUCCAGCUCCAGCGUCCUGCAGUUCUGCUCGGCAGCAGAAAGUUCGGACUGGCUGCAGGCGAUCGCUGCGAACAUCGGCAAGCUGACGCAGGAGAGCAUUAAAAUGCUGAAUAAAUCCUCUUCUUCUGAUGAUCAGAUCGUCCACAUGGGCUGGGUGUGUGAGGCUCCAGAGAACAGCGCCCCCUGCAGGAGUUCGGCCUUCAGGUUCCUGGCGCUGAGAGGGCCGUAUUUUUAUAUCUUCAGACGGCCGCCGGUCGGCGCCACCGACUGGGGAAAACCUGAAACUACAUACAACCUCUAUGAGGUUCUUUUCAAGGUUCAUAAGCUGUGGCUAGCUGAGGACUGCUGGCUGCAGGCGCGACUCUUCCUGGGUCUGCAUGGUUCCCCAGAGCAGCCGGACGGCGACCCGCUCUGCUUCAGCAUCCUGGUGGGCCACGGCCAGAGCCACACCUUCAGGGUGGAGCUGGCCUCAGACCUGGCAACCUGGGACAAGUCCUUCCAGAGGGCUGUGUUCCUGGAAGUGCAGCGAGUCGGGUCUAAAAGCUACAUGUGCAGCAGCCAGGGGAGCGUUCUCAGCUUCACGCUGGAUUUCGGAUCCGGGUUCACCUGCUCAGAUGUGACUUCAAAGGCUGUUCUGUGGAGAUACAAGUUCUCUCAGCUGAAAGGCUCAUCUGACGACGGAAAAACCCGAGUCAAGCUGCUCUUUAAGAACGCUGACAGCAACCAAAUAGAAAUGAAGGAACUGGAGUUUGCCAACCUGACGGCGGUCCUCCACUGCAUCCACUCCUUCAUCGCUGCCAAGGUGGCGUCCAUGGAGCCCGGCUUCCUGUGCGGCCAGAGCCUCGCCCCACACAUCAGCAGCUAGACUUCCUGUUCCUGUCGCUCACCAGAAACGUUCCUGUUCCUGGAUGCUUUCCUGUAAACCUCUGUAAAGGUAGAUUAUUCUCACAUAGACGGUUUUUAUCCAGAUAGGAACAUGACGGUGAAUAUUUUCAGUUUGGGUCGGAGAGCACUUCCUGUUACAGCAGCGAGGAAUAAAGAUGCAAAAUAAAACUAAUUAUUGGGUCAUAUCAUGAAAUAUCUUAAUAAAAUUAUAACUAGAGAGCAAAUAAUCAAACAUUAAUAUGGAUUUGAUGCUGAUUCAUCAGUAAAAUUCAGACUUUUUAAAUAGAAACUGCAGCUGCUUCUGGUCUAAUGUUGCUGAUUAUUACAUCAUAAAAUAAUAAUUCUGGUUUAUUUAAUACAUUAAUUAUUAACAUCUAGCUGCAGGUUAUUACUGCCAGGUAAUUACAGUGCAAUACUUGUCAUAAUAAUAAAUGAUUUUUAUUAAUAUUAGUAAGCUAAAAGCUGUAACAGGAAGUGGCUGUUUAUUAGUUAUUUAGAUUUUAAAACAAACAUUUUAAUUGUUUUUCCAAAUGUUUACAUUUAUUCAUCAUGAAGACUUUAUCAGCUGAAAGAGUUUAUUUCAUUGGAAGCAACGUGAGACAGAGCUGACAGGAAGGCGCUGCCGCCAGUGCAGAGCUGCUUCAAUCUGGCAGCAGGAUGAAUAAAUCUGGGAUCAAACGGGAACUUUCUGGACCGUCGGUGGAGGAAACAUCAGUUCCAGCUAAGAGGCCAGAUGGGUUCAUGUUGCUGAACUCCUGGGACUGAUUUGGGUCAGACGGAACCAGCUGGAUCCGCCUCAGCUAGAACUCUCUGCUGGUUCUGGACUUUGUUCUUCAUCUGGCUGGGAGACAAACCGGGAAUCGGUGUCCGUUUCUUCCCGUCUGUGUUUUUAGCUGAGAUGUUUCCGUCUGAUUGGCUGAUCUGAGCGACUCGUUUUCUACUUGGUUCCAGCCAGCAGAGGCAGAAUAUUAAACACUUUUAUAUAAAAUUUCACUGUUACUGUUCAUUUUUCGAUGCUUCAUUAAUAUUCAAGGCUUCACCAAUAAAUCACAUUUUCUGCUGUUUCAAUAAAGAAAACCACUUUACAG
Molecule: messenger RNA, 3276 nt
Organism: Poecilia latipinna (sailfin molly)
Lineage: Eukaryota; Metazoa; Chordata; Actinopteri; Cyprinodontiformes; Poeciliidae
Gene: sntg2
Product: syntrophin, gamma 2
Exons: 16
Coding region: 489-2168 (559 amino acids)
Cellular component (GO): dystrophin-associated glycoprotein complex; intracellular anatomical structure
Molecular function (GO): structural molecule activity; protein binding
Source: RefSeq, a predicted model, not a curated record